Triplophysa dalaica is the source of this 2763-nucleotide messenger RNA. RefSeq names its product LFNG O-fucosylpeptide 3-beta-N-acetylglucosaminyltransferase (gene lfng). The transcript has 8 exons. Lineage: Eukaryota; Metazoa; Chordata; Actinopteri; Cypriniformes; Nemacheilidae. The record is from RefSeq and is a predicted model, not a curated record. Gene Ontology annotation, biological process: pattern specification process; regulation of Notch signaling pathway. Gene Ontology annotation, molecular function: O-fucosylpeptide 3-beta-N-acetylglucosaminyltransferase activity. Gene Ontology annotation, cellular component: Golgi membrane. Bases 120 to 1235 code for a protein of 371 amino acids.
UCUCAUUGUUUCAGGGUAAUAGUAUAGACGGAUGACACUCACCGUUUUUCUUUAAUGUUUUAGCAGGGAGGCUUAGAUUAAUGCAGUGCACAUACGUCUAGAAAGAGUUUAAUUUUAACAUGUUGAAAACGUACAGCAGAAAAACGCUGCUCUCCAUCGCGGGGGCGAGCGUCACCUGUCUGGCGCUGCUGUUGGUCGUAGCGCAGCAUCAGCGGAUUCAGGCGGACGGGAUGCAGAACGAGAGUGAGAUCGGACUGCGCUCGCUUCAGAGUCUGGGGGAACCGGAGGCCGAUGAUGGAGAGCAGGAGAGGAAGAAAGGAUUCUCUGCUUACUUCUCUAAGCUGACCCGCAGCAGGAGGGAUGCGGAUAAGCCCGGCGAGGCAUCCGGAGCGGCGACAGUCGCGCCGCCUGCAGAGGACAUCGGUGCCGACGACAUCUUCAUAGCAGUGAAGACUACCAAAAAGUUUCACCGCUCCAGACUGGAUCUGUUGUUGGACACAUGGAUCUCGAGGAACCUGCAGCAGACAUACAUCUUCACGGAUGGCGAAGACGAAGAACUGAAAAGGAGAAUCGGAAGUCACGCCAUCAACACCAACUGUUCUUCGGCACACAGCCGUCAGGCUCUUUCCUGCAAGAUGGCAGUCGAGUACGACAAGUUCAUCGAGUCUGGCAAAAAGUGGUUUUGUCAUGUGGAUGAUGACAACUAUGUGAACGUCAAGACCCUGGUGAAGUUGCUUUCUAACUAUCCUCACACUCAGGACAUGUACAUUGGCAAACCCAGCCUGGACAGACCUAUCGAAGCCACAGAAAGACUCGGUGACAACAAGAUGAGACCUGUGAACUUCUGGUUCGCUACAGGAGGGGCAGGCUUCUGUGUCAGCCGGGGUCUGGCUUUAAAGAUGAGCCCAUGGGCAAGUGGAGGCCAUUUCAUGAACACAGCCGAAAAGAUCCGUCUCCCUGAUGACUGUACCAUUGGCUACAUCGUGGAAUCGGUUCUAAGUGUCCCUCUGACACGAAGCAGCUUGUUCCACUCCCACCUGGAGAACCUUCAACAGGUGUCCAAAUCAGAAGUACACAAACAGAUAACACUGAGUUAUGGAAUGUUUGAGAACAAGAGGAACAUUAUCAACAUGAAAGGGGCUUUCUCUGUUGAUGAGGACCCAUCCAGAUUUAAGUCAGUUCACUGUCUGCUGUAUCCAGACACUCCGUGGUGCCCUCCUCAGGUUGCCUAUUAAGGUGACCGGCUCCUCUUCUGUAUCCUCGUCCCUAAUUGCCUCGGUAUCUGAAAGGCAUAUGGGACCAGUGUGGUAUUAGGCUGUGUGACCACUGCGUUUGUUCUGCAGCGGCACACGGCCUUUCGUGGUAAUACUGAGCUGCUGUGCGGCUCACCUUAAACAUUUUCUUCUCGCAUGGUGCCUGAGCUUCCUGUCCAACCCGGACUCGACGGAGGAAGUCGGCUUUCAGCGCCAAGCUUCGCAGGCAAUCAACUGUGCUUUAUGUCAUUACUAUUGCUUGAAUGCCAUUUGCAAUUCUCAUAGAAUGUAUGUUGUUAGAAUACUCCAACCUUUUGCCAGCUUUAUGUGCUUAGUUUUAAAAUUCGAAUUAGCAAAUUAGUUUUCUAUACUUAUUAUUAUCAUUUUUUUCUCUCGCUCCAAAUACGUUUCAGGAUGAUAUGUUCCCUCAGGUUGAAUUUGAUGAUAUCUUUUGAUGGUCUGCGUUUUAAAAUGCUCAGAUCAUCGUAAGUGAAAUUCUUGCUUUAUUAUUCAGUUCGACAUUGUUAAGGACUCCGGACAAAAUGAACAAGAUGAAGGUCCAUUAUUAGCAUAUUUUAUUUCUUUAACGUCAGUGUUAUUAUAAUUAUUUUUGCUGUUUUUUAUGAUGUGCUGGCAAUAGGCAAUUUUCCUAAUAUGCGUUCAGGUUAUCUUAAUCUGUGGUGUGUAAGGAUUGAGCACUUUUCCCUCAUUUUUCUGGUUUAAAUGUAUGAUGAUAAGCUGUGUGAAAAUGCCCCAAAUCUUUAGAUGUUUAUAUUAUUUAAUGCCAGUGCUAAAUGCACUGUUGCCAGACAGAUAUCAGAUUUUUGGCAUCCUUUAUUUUUUUAUUUAGAUUUGUUCAGAAAUACUUAAGUUGCACAGCUUGGUUUGUAAACUGUUUUUUGCUUAUGUAAAGUGUCUCUCUUAGCAAAAACUUACUGGCGUUCAGUCAGAUUGUCAACACAAAGUUAUGUACAUUGUUAAACCAGAUGGCAGUCUAAGACGUGUUUAUUGCAUGAUCCAAAUUCUCAGAUCCCUCGUGCACAGUGGGGUCUGGCCUAGAGCCACGGUUUUCCUCAUUCUUUUUAGAAGUUUGGCUGGCAUUCGGACAUCGCUAUGCCUGCUUUACAAAACACGUUAACUUGAGAGCUUUACAUGAGCAACUGCAGUGAUCCUUACAGAGUUUCUCUUUCUCUGUUGGAAUGACCCAUAUUGGGAGAGUCUGUAUAUUUUAGGUUAUAGCAGUAUUUAUGUACUGUGACAUUUAAAACAAUUGAAUUUGUACAAAAAUGUUUAGAUAUAUGUGAAUUAGGUCACUUAUGGAUCAGACCUAGUUCUGAUAUUUCUUGUAUUUUUUCUAUAAUGCUCUGAAUUUUGCUAUUGGCUGUAAUUUAUAUUCCAGUAUCUGGAUUCUUUGAUUGUUUAAAUGAUUUCCUCUCAGGGGUCACAUUCCUGAUAUUGUUACCAUGGGAUGCCUUGGUAAAGGCUUUUAAAUAAAGAAGCAUAUACGCUA